CUUCUUCUUCUCGAAAGCCCCUCCAAGCCACCGGCACCAGCCUUGAGAAACCGGUAGGAAAAGCUUGGUUUUGCCUUCCUUUUCUUGUUCAAAAACCAGAUUUGGAGCCUUGAAACCUUCCCCCCACUCUGCAGAAAUUCGGAUCUGCCUUGCUCUGCUCCUCACCGCCUGCUGCUCCUGCUUUGUGGGGGCGAAUUGCUUUGAUUUUUUGCCCCGUGAGCUUCCCCUGCACUGCCGCCGGCUUCCCCCAAUCUGCACUUCAGUUGGCUUGCUGGAUUUUCUGGUUUCUGGUCGUUCUGUCAGUUUAGCAUUGAGAUUGACUCUUCAGUUUAUGGAGUGAAUUUUUUAUGUUAUGCGAUUUGAGGUAAGUAAAUUUAUUGUAAUACCCAUACAGUUUUUAAAAACAUGUUUUGAUUUGUUUUUGAAGUAGUGGCGGGACUAAACCCGUUUUAUACAAAAGUAAGUAUGACUGAUUUGAAGUGAAAUUUUUAUGUUUUUCAUUAAAUGGAGCAUGCCUACCUGAAAUUUAAUUGAUUGUCCUAAUAAUUUGAAAGUGAUUGGUAAAUUAUGAUUUUUUCUGUUAACUUCAACAUGUUUUGUCUCCGAUGUGGUUGUGUUAUUAGUGACCCUGUUAGUGGGGGUUAAACGCUAGCAUAUGUCGACAUGUUAGUGAUAGAGCUGGUUCGUUCGAGUGACCCUGCUAGUGGGGCUUAUACACCAGCAAAUAGUGUGCCUGCCAGUGAGAGGUUUAUAACACUGGCCAUGACAUAUAAAGGAGAUAUCUAUUUCAUUCCCGUACUGUAUCUGUUUUUUUUAUUAUACUUGUUGGCAUGCUAUAAGUUUAAUUAAGGGUUAUCCAUAUUUUACUUAUUAAGUUUAUCUUAUAGUUUUUCCUUGUCCACCCCUUGUACUCAGUUUCUUAUUAAAAAUAUUAUUUGGCU
Rubroshorea leprosula is the source of this 941-nucleotide messenger RNA. The record is from the annotation of a GenBank genome assembly. Lineage: Eukaryota; Viridiplantae; Streptophyta; Magnoliopsida; Malvales; Dipterocarpaceae.